Molecule: messenger RNA, 2137 nt
Organism: Anopheles funestus (African malaria mosquito)
Lineage: Eukaryota; Metazoa; Arthropoda; Insecta; Diptera; Culicidae
Gene: CCT5
Product: T-complex protein 1 subunit epsilon
Exons: 3
Coding region: 166-1788 (540 amino acids)
Biological process (GO): protein folding
Cellular component (GO): chaperonin-containing T-complex
Molecular function (GO): ATP hydrolysis activity; ATP-dependent protein folding chaperone; ATP binding
Source: RefSeq, a predicted model, not a curated record
GAAAAAGAAAAACAAAAAGAAUCACGCGAACGAAACGAGUGGAAACAGCUAGCCGACCACACUCUGCUCUUUGCCGGAAAGAAAAUUCGAUUUUCAUUUCCCCAAAAAGCGUGACUCAGUGCGUUUUUCGUUGUUGUGUGCUUGUAGCGGAGAAAAUCGUUCAAGAUGAUGUCCUUACCGGGAACGUUUGCCUGUGACGAAUAUGGGCGUCCGUUUAUCGUGCUCCGUGAUCAGGAGAACCAGAAGCGAUUGACCGGCAACGAAGCCAUUAAGAGUCACAUCUUGGCAGCGAAGCAGAUUGCUUCCAUCAUUCGUUCAUCGCUCGGCCCAAAGGGUUUGGACAAGAUGAUGGUCAGUGGCGACGGUGAGGUCAUGGUUACGAAUGAUGGAGCCACCAUCAUGAAGGAGAUGGAUGUGGACCAUGAAAUUGGUAAGCUGAUGGUGCAGCUCAGUCAAUCACAAGACGAUGAAAUCGGUGAUGGUACGACGGGCGUCGUCGUGCUGGCUGGCGCUCUGCUCGAACAAGCCGAAUCGCUGCUCGAUCGGGGCAUUCAUCCGAUUCGUAUUGCGGAUGGGUUCGAGUUAGCCGCACAGUGCGCGCUGAAGCAUCUGGACACGAUCGCGCAACCCUUCCCGAUAUCGCAUGAUAACAAAGAUCCGCUGAUUCGUGUCGCCAUGACUACGCUCGGCAGCAAGAUCGUGAACAAGUGUCAUCGGCAGAUGGCGGAAAUUGCGGUCGAUGCCGUGCUGACUGUGGCCGAUCUCGAGAAGAAGGACGUGAAUUUUGAGCUGAUCAAGCUGGAGUGUAAGGUGGGCGGAAGGAUGGAGGACACCUGUCUGGUGAAAGGUGUGGUGGUGGACAAAACGAUGAGCCACACGCAGAUGCCGACCGUGCUGAAAGACGUGAAGCUGGCGAUUCUCACCUGCCCGUUCGAGCCACCGAAGCCCAAGACCAAGCAUAAGCUCGAUGUGACGUCGGUGGACGAUUACCGCAAGUUGCGCGAGUACGAGCAGGAAAAAUUCCUCGAGAUGGUAAAGCAGGUGAAGGAUGCGGGUGCUACGUUAGCCAUCUGCCAGUGGGGCUUCGAUGACGAGGCGAACCAUUUGUUGCUGCAGCAGCAAUUGCCCGCGGUCCGUUGGGUCGGUGGACCGGAAAUCGAGCUGAUUGCCAUCGCCACCGGUGGAAGGAUUGUGCCGCGUUUUGAGGAGCUAACGCCAGACAAACUCGGAACGGCGGGUGUUGUGCGGGAGCUCAGCUUCGGCACGACCAAGAACAAGAUGCUGGUGAUUGAGGAUUGUAAGAAUACGCGCGCCGUUACGAUUUUGAUCCGUGGUGGUAAUCGCAUGAUUACGGAAGAAGCGAAGCGAUCCAUCCACGAUGCGCUCUGUGUGGUCCGUUCGUUGAUUCGUGAUUCGCGUAUCGUAUACGGUGGUGGUGCAGCCGAAAUUAGCUGCUCCCUUGCGGUGGCUCGUGAAGCCGAUCAGCUGUCCACUCUGGAGCAGUAUGCGUUCCGUUCGUUUAGUGUCGCGCUCGAGUCGAUCCCAUUGGCUCUGGCAGAGAACAGUGGCCUUUCACCGAUUGAAACGCUGGCCGAGCUGAAGGCACGCCAGGGAACGGAGAACAGCUCCACGUUCGGUGUGGACUGCAUGUUGACGGGCAACUCCGACAUGAAGGAUCAUCACGUGAUCGAAUCACUGUACUCGAAGAAACAGCAGAUCGUACUCGCCACCCAGCUUGUUAAGAUGAUUCUGAAGAUCGAUGAUGUGCGAACCCCGGCUGAUCGUUAAGUUCGAAGGCAGGAAGAGACAAUUCCUUUUAUGUAUUCGCACGUAACGCGCACGCAUCUAUGCAACGUAUGAUAGGUUCUUUCAUUCACUAACAUAAACCAUUCGAGAGCUCAGAGAACAAGCAUUCUUUUCGAUUUCCUUUAAGUUUACCUCAUCUUGCAUUCGUUACAUUUCGUUCUGAGAUGAAGCAGUGCAAUGUACUCUCGCAUGGUCAAAUCACACACAUACACCCGCACCCGCAAAGGAUUUAAAAAACGGUCGCCGUCGAUCGGAUUGAUGAAACGACUUAACACUUAAGCGCUUUCUUUAAUGCUCGUUUAAACAAUAAACGGAAAUGUUUCCAUACCAA